Molecule: messenger RNA, 5082 nt
Organism: Marmota flaviventris (yellow-bellied marmot)
Lineage: Eukaryota; Metazoa; Chordata; Mammalia; Rodentia; Sciuridae
Source: RefSeq, a predicted model, not a curated record
UGGGAUCACAUGCUCUGCCUCCGGGAGGAGCCGUCUCGCGAUUCAGUGGCGGGAACCUCGGAGGGUGCCGGAGCCCCGGGCUUUUUGCGGGGGGCUCCACCCGGGCCGGGAGAAAGGGCUCCCGGGGCAUCGCCCUGGCCCAGGCUGCUACGGGGAGCGCGCCUCGUUGUAGUCCCCAAACUUACGAGUAUCGUGAAGUCGCUGUAAAACUUUUCCUGAGCGUACCCCGGGAGGAGGAGAGGGAGCCCCGGCCGCCCGCUCCUCCCACGUUUGCUUUAGAGAAUGGAAACAAGAAACCCUCAGCUUUUUGGAAUUCGUGUUUGUGAUACCUGUAGUUUGCCGGAAUCCUUCCGUCCCAUGUAGGAAAGUGUGGUGCUGGCCGAGUAACUCCAGGGUCUGUCCCAGGGUGACUAGCAUGCAGAUACCCAUGCUCUGACUUGCUGCCCCUCUACUGACAUGGCCCACCGGGGUGGGGAGAGGGACUUCCAGACUUCAGCUCGUCGCAUGGGCACCUCACUGCUCUUCCAGCUUUCAGUGCACGAACGGGAACUGGACUUGGUUUUUCUGGACCAUAGCUAUGCCAAGCCAUGGAGUGCCCACCCAGAUGCCAGUAGUGCCCGCCCUACCCGCAUGCUCUUUGUUACUCCCCGGAGGCAGCACGAGAAUACCAUUGAAUCAGACGUCCCAAUAGAUGUGGAGACAGUCACAUCGACUCCCGUGCCACUCUAUGACAACCAGAAGGCGCGCAGCGUGAUGAAUGAGUGUGAAAGGCAUGUCAUCUUUGCCAGGACUGAUGCAGAUGCCCCUCCUCCACCAGAGGACUGGGAGGAGCAUGUCAACAGGACUGGCUGGACAAUGGCCCAGAACAAGCUAUUCAACAAGAUCCUCAAAGCCCUGCAGUCUGACCGACUUGCCCGCUUGGCCAAUGAAGGGGCUUGUAAUGAGCCAGUGCUACGCCGUGUAGCCGUGGACAAGUGUGCAAGGCGCGUGCGGCAGGCCCUGGCCAGUGUGAGCUGGGACACCAAGCUGAUCCAGUGGCUGCACACAACCCUGGUGGAGACCUUGAGUCUGCCCAUGCUGGCCGCCUACCUGGAUGCUUUGCAGACACUGAAAGGGAAGAUCCCGACCUUGAUUGACCGCAUGCUUGUGUCGUCCAACACGAAGACUGGGGCCGCAGGAGCUGAGGCCUUGUCACUGCUGCUGAAGAGGCCCUGGGACCCUGCUGUGGGGGUGCUUUCUCAUAACAAGCCAAGCAAACUCCCUGGCUCUCCUCUGAUCCUCAUCGCCUCCUCGGGCCCCUCCAGCUCUGUGUUCCCCACCUCACGCCGCCACCGCUUCUGGCAGUCUCAGCUCUCCUGCUUAGGCAAGGUCAUUCCUGUCGCCACCCAUCUGCUGAACAACGGCAGUGGGGUGGGCCUUCUGCAGUGCCUUGAGCAUAUGAUCGGGGCGGUGAGAAGCAAAGUACUGGAGAUUCACAGCCAUUUCCCACACAAGCCCAUCAUCUUGAUCGGCUGGAACACAGGAGCUUUGGUGGCCUGUCAGGUGUCAGUCAUGGAGUAUGUCACUGCAGUUGUCUGCCUUGGGUUUCCUCUGCUCACCGUGGACGGCCCCCGAGGGGAUGUGGAUGAUCCCCUCUUGGAUAUGAAGACUCCAGUCCUCUUUGUCAUUGGUCAGAAUUCCCUACAGUGUCACCCUGAAGCCAUGGAGGACUUCCGGGAGAAGAUCCGUGCUGAAAACAGCUUGGUGGUUGUUGGGGGAGCUGAUGACAAUCUCAGAAUAAGCAAAGCAAAGAAGAAAUCAGAAGGGUUGACUCAAAGCAUGGUGGACAGAUGUAUUCAGGAUGAGAUUGUGGACUUCCUGACGGGAGUGCUCACUCGCUCUGAGGGCCAUGUGGGCUCGGAGCCUCGGGAUCAGGAUGCUGAGAAGAAGAAGAAGCCCCGUGAUGUGGCCCGAAGAGACCUGGCCUUUGAAGUCCCUGAGCGGGGCAGUCGACCUGCUUCCCCGGCCGCCAAGCUGCCCGCCUCACCCUCAGGCUCAGAGGAUCUCUCCAGUGUGUCCAGCAGCCCCACCUCCAGUCCCAAGACCAAAGUGACCACAGUGACCUCUGCUCAGAAGUCCAGCCAGAUCGGGAGCUCCCAGCUGCUGAAGAGACACGUGCAGCGGGCAGAAGCCAUGCUGACCCACAAACAAGCCCAGGUUCCCAUUUCAUCAGAACCAGCAGAGGAGGCAGAGAAGGAGGAGCUCAGGGUUCAGCUGAAGCGGCACCACCCCUCCAGCCCCCUUCCCGGCAGUAAGACCUCCAAGCGACCCAAGAUCAAGGUGUCCCUUAUUUCUCAGGGGGACACGGCUGGAGGGCCUUGUGUUGCUUCCCAAGGAGGAGCUCCAGAUGCGGCGGGCGGGAAGGCCAUCGCUGUGACGCUGGGGCAGGCGUCAGCAGGUGGACUGCUCCCCACAGCCAGGCCAAGUGCUUCUGAAGGUGUCGCGGCCAGCCCAGCCCCCUCAGUGGUCUCUGGAAGCACCACACCCAGCGCCCUGCACACACUCCAGAGCCGCUUGGUGGCCACCUCUCCUGGCGGCUCCCUCCCAGGCGCCACAUCAGCCAGCAGCCUCCUGCAGGGCCUCAGCUUCAGCUUGCAGGACAUCAGCAGCAAGAGCUCUGGCCCCUCCGCAAACCCUGGCCUCCCUGGCCCUGGGCCAGCCCCGCAGGCCACCAGUGUGAAGUUGCCCACCCCCAUGCAGAGUCUGGGUGCCAUCACCACGGGCACCAGCACCAUUGUCCGUACCAUCCCUGUGGCUACCACCCUCUCCUCCUUGGGUGCCACUCCUGGUGGGAAGCCCACAGCCAUCCACCAGCUGCUGACCAAUGGGGGCCUUGCUAAGUUAGCAAGUAGCCUUCCUGGCCUGGCUCAGAUCUCUAACCAGGCAUCAGGCCUGAAGGUCCCCACCACCAUCACUCUGACUCUCCGUGGCCAGCCUAGCAGGAUCACCACGCUGAGUCCCAUGGGCUCAGGAGCAGCUCCGUCUGAGGAGGCCACCUCCCAGGUGCUGCCCUCUAGCUCCCAGUUGCAGAGACCUGUCCGUCUCUUCAGAGGUUGGCAAGUUCUUACUGUGUGGAUGUUGACAGCACAUCUCACCACCUCCAAGGGCAGGGUUGGGUUUCAUUUUGUCACAUGCGCCUGCCUCCAGCCCCCUGAAGACGCCAAGCCACGCGUCCUCCUUACUAGGCUGGUGAUGGCUGCCCGCGGUGGGCCUGGGCUGGUGCACGGUCCCACUGAGCUGAGUGUCUGAAGACCCCUUGAAGAUGGUCAUUCUGUCGCUCCGCCAACUGUCAUCAGGGUUGGGCCUCUGAAUGUCGAGAAACCCUUAGGCCAGGUGACAAGGUGCCAUCCAGGGGAGCAGCAUCUUCUGGGACCUGCGAGCCUGGUUCCUGGGAUGCCCCCUUCUCAGCAGAUCUGGUCGGGUCUGGUCCAGGGCACUUCCUCCCCAGCUCAGCACAGCUGGACCUGGGUUCAUGUUCACCACUCACUGCACGUCACAGAGGAGGACAUGGGAACCAUUCUGGGCUGUGGGGUUAAGAGCAGGAGCCCGCAGCCCGUUCAGGACCAGCAGGGCUUGUCUUGGAUAUCACCUGCUUUGCUGAGCAGCCCUUGGAAUUGAGAAACCACCUCAGGGACCAAGCAGCCUGCCGAAGCCCCCGGCUUUCAGCGGUUUCAUGAUGAAGGCAAAGAGAACUGGGCCGUGUUGUCUUCCAGCCCCUUUGGCCACUGUGGGAGCAGAAGUUGCCAAGGGGUGACAGCUGGCCCUUUGUCCUUUUCCCCAUGUGCUGGGCAGUUUCUGCGUCCAGAGAGCCUGCAGGUCCAGGAAGCAGCUGGCGGGGGCGCCAGAGAGCCCUGAAUGCAGACGGUGUGGGCCUGGGCUCGGCAUCUGGCCAGAGUUGAGAAGCAGCAGCCCCAGGUCAGGGGGACCCUGAGGCCUGUCUGCAGCGCCUGGAGGUGAGGCAGGGACCACCAGCCACAGUAGCCAUGGUCGUGCCACUGGCCUGGAGGAUGCUGGGGCAGCAGGGUGGCAAAGGCUGUGCUCCAGGAUUUCUGUUUCACACAAUGUUUUGUCUCCUGCUUUGUAAGUGGAACGAUGAGUGGCAGUGACUCUACCAGGCAGGGUUUCGAAUGCCAGCCUGAGUGAGCUCUGCUGAUCGUGCUCCCUGGGGGACUGGUGGCUGAAGAUGGAGCCCCGAGCCCCACCCUGCCUCUUCACGACACGGAGCAAAGGUAGUUUAUUAGUGUUUGACUUUAAGCCUGGGCUCCAGAGCUGACUCCCUUCCCUUCCACACAUGCAAGGUUGGCAGCCAGGGAGACAAGUAGCCAACCCAGGGUGACUGUGUGUAGCCCUGGGCCCCGACCCCCGCCAGACCACCUAUGUUCAGUCCCAGGGCCUCAGAGCAGCCGCCUUGAGGGAGAGCACGGUGUUCCUGCAGCCCACACCCUCCCUCCCUGUCUCAGCGGGGCAUUAAGGGGCGGGUGGCAUUUUGUCAUUAGCUGUAGGCAGCUGCUUUCUGGAGUCCAGCAGACGAUCUAGUAAAUUAAGAAAGGUGUGAGACCUGAGAGAGGCACCAAGGCUCAGGGUCUUGGUGGCUGUGUGGUGGGUCACAGCAUGCCAGAAGAGCAGAGCGUUAACACUGCGAGCCUCCGCAACUCUUUGGGGACUCAUUUAGGACAUGCAGAAGGCUGUGGAUUACCCUUGUGACAGGUGAGCAGCCUGGACAGUGCUGGAGGGGCUGCUUCUGACAGAUGCUGGGCCCAAAGACAAACUCAUAUGUUGUCCUACUUAUCUGGGGGCAGCCCCGGGGCCACGAGCUCAGAGGCAGUACUCUUGGUGGAAAACAUGGAAGGAUCAAGAAGCCUUUACGUUCUUGGGUGAUGGGUGUUUGUGGAUGUCCUGUGGAAGAUGUCCUUGGACUUUCAGGAGAGGUCACUGAGGGGCGAAGACCCUGUGUCACCCUUGGUCCCACUGCAGAACAGCCUUGGGCUGGGUGGGUUAGAGCCGAGCACUGGCAGAAACAAUUAAAAAUCCCAAACCACCGUG